This is a messenger RNA of Cooperia oncophora, 264 nucleotides long. Lineage: Eukaryota; Metazoa; Nematoda; Chromadorea; Rhabditida; Trichostrongylidae. The record is from the annotation of a GenBank genome assembly.
AUGAUAGCUUGGCGGUUUCAUUCGAGAAACUUACAGAUUCCAACGGACUUGUUCGUUUAUGCUGAGGCACAUAAUAUCCAACUCGCCACCCAUGAUGAUCCCAAAGAGUGGGCAUUUGGAGAAGACGUGCUCAACUCAAUAAACAAAAUCACCAAUUCUGGUACUUCCAUAAAGACUAAAUGGAUAGCCAAAUAUACAUACCACAUACCGGAAACGUCAGAUUUGACAGCUAAAGGUUUUUUCGUGCACGUCACAAAUAGCUGA